AUGAUUAGGGUUAAAACACCUGGAGGGAAGCUUGUAUAUAUUUACAUAAAAAAGCGUGGUUCCAUACCAAAGUGCGGCGACUGCAAGCGAAAACUUGCUGGAAUAAAAGCCACUCGCCCACGUGAACGAUGUAACCUAAGUAGGAGAGUGAAAACGGUUAACAGGAAAUAUGGAGGUACGCAAUGCCACGACUGCGUGCGAAACAGGAUAAUUCGGGCGUUUAUGAUGGAGGAACAGAAAGUCCUUAAUCAAUUAGUUAAAGAAAAAAAUAAAUUAGAAAAAAUAGAGGCGGCUAAAGCUGCCAAACUUGAAGCCAAAAAGCUUUCGCAUCUAGUGCGUCUAGCUAGCUGCUUCCAUAUUUCCUGA
This is a messenger RNA of Protopolystoma xenopodis, 366 nucleotides long. The record is from the annotation of a GenBank genome assembly. Lineage: Eukaryota; Metazoa; Platyhelminthes; Monogenea; Polystomatidea; Polystomatidae.